This is a messenger RNA of Planococcus citri (citrus mealybug), 3100 nucleotides long. RefSeq lists its product as uncharacterized. Bases 954 to 2432 code for a protein of 492 amino acids. The transcript is spliced from 7 exons. The record is from RefSeq and is a predicted model, not a curated record. Lineage: Eukaryota; Metazoa; Arthropoda; Insecta; Hemiptera; Pseudococcidae.
CCUACCACUUCUUGGUCCAAUUGACAUGGAAUGACCCUCGUAUACCACUUCAUCCGGACUUUACAACGGUUUUUCGUCUUGCUCAUGUUUUAUUCUCAUUUUUGACAAGGGCUAUUUUUGCAAUGAGCUCCUCAAUUAUGCAAUCACUAUCUAAUCGGUGUAGCGUAUAGCGUAAAAUCGCUGAUGAUCGGACGUUGACCAAUGACCAAUCGUCGGCAAUAGCGCAGCCUCCGUGCGUUGCUCGAUAACGGAAAAUGAGGUAGCUAAAGCUAUGUAGACUGUAGACGUAUCGCAGGAGGUAGGAAGGUUCGAAAUAUGAUGCAGAAUUGCCGGUGGCAAGUUGGACGAACGGUUAAUUCCCGUUGUUGGUUGUCGCUCGUCGCUCGUCGGUUCCGUAUUAUUCAGUUUCAGUAAUCAGUUAACCAGACUACCACAACGACGACGAUUUAGCCAUUGAGGUAUCGCGAUCGUUUCUCCUCUCUGAGUCAGUUUAUUUGUACUCGUACUUUUUGUAUUGAUCUACUCGUAUCCGUAUGCAUAUAGGUACUCGUAGAUGACACUGACGUGAUCGUGAAUCGCGAAUCGUGAAAUGAGAGAGAAUGCAACUUUGUAACGUAUGUAGUUCGUACCGCGUAGUAAGAGCAACGUGCUAAUUCUGCGUACCUACCUACUAUCGAGUAUCGAGUGGGCAGCAGUACGAGAGAGAGUAGUUUGCGUAGCCGAAGCCUUAUAGUUUAGUGUUUAGUUGUGCUGUGCUGUGCUGUGUCGUGUGUCGUGUAUAUAUCGCGUCGUUUGCGAAUUUGUAUUUCGUUACGUUCAAUUCGAGCUUAUAUAGCGGAGCUUUGGUUUUUCGCAACAAUCACGAUCGUAUUUGGACCUAUUGCUGGCGAUGAUGGUGGUACAUUGAGUACCUACGUAAACCCAGUCACUAGAGUAGAUUUCAGACAUGAACGAUGAAGGAAUACCGAACGAAAGCACUUCGCGUUACAACGCCGCAUUCCAUUGACGGUAACCAGCUCGAUAUACUCGUAAAACACGAUCGUUGUAACAGCGGCGGGACCGGUGGUGAAGAUGCCUUCAACGACACCGACGGUUUCUUCGACCAUAUGUUGCAAUUCGAUUUGGUUGCUGUCCCAUCCGAGAGUAAGGCCAUGGCCAUGGCCAGCGAUUCUACUACAGCCAAUGAUUUUAGGCGACUGCGGCAAUGUGCACGCGAAGGCGAUGGCAUCAAAUGCGCGUCCUCCACGCAAUGUCGAAUCAUGACUACGAGUACGUCUACUGCAGGUAGACCUACUGAUACUUGUGAGAAACUGCAACAAGUGCCCGCGCCCAACCUGCUGCAAAGCCUUAGCAAAAAGCAUUACGAACCCGCUGACGCACAUGCCCAUGCCCAAGCCCAAGAAAGAAAUUGGUCAGAAAAUGGCGAAACUUGCCGCUGCCGAUGCCGUUUUACUCGAUGUAAUCUCCAAGAUAUAAAACAUGAAAAAUUCCUACCACAGUCCGUAUUGCCUGCGCCGUCGACGUCUAUUUGUAAUAACGACCGAUUUUGCAGUUCCGUAUUAGAAUUAGUAUCUGGUGCGGAUUUGAGCAACAAUUGGCCAACAAAGAUGCAGCUAAUAAAAGAAGCCAUUCAGCGGCAAAAGAAUAUGACUUCAAGCAGAGGCGCUGGCACUAGUCGAUGGUAUAAUGUGCGAGAUGCCAGCGGCAAUACCGCCUUACUAGUCAGUGGCCAGAAGCUUUUGAAAGAAGGCUGCUUUGACAAAGUUGUCGAAUUGGCCAACGUAUUGCUGUCGGAAGGAUCGGACGUAAAUGUUUCGAAUAACGAGAACAGAACGCUGCUUUCUUACAGCAUUCAGUAUAUGGAUAAGAGUAUUCGAUUGACUGCCUUACUUUUAAAUUAUGGAGCCAACGUCUGGCCAAUCGGUACAGCAGGCACCACAGUCGCCAGCACAAAGUUACCUUUAGCGAAGAACAAGCAUCCUGUUCUUGUGGCCGAUAACGUCAGCGACAGUCUGCCACUCGCACCACAAGUUGAAAAAUACAUCGACCAUAAUGCCUUUGACGGUUGUAAUAGCGCUUUCACCUGGUUUUUAAUCUCGAUCAUGAAAAGACUGAAAUUGAACGAUAACUGCCUUCGAACGAUGUAUUUGUUAGCCGAAGCAAUGGGAGAACAUCCGGAAUUGAUGCGUUCGCAUGUGAUGAGUACCAUGUUCAGUCACGCCAAAUGUUACAACGUACUCGGCCCGGUCUUCUUACAAAUCAAAUUGGCCAUGUCGCCUUACUGGACGCAGCCGCAAAGCUUGAAGUAUAUGUGCAAGUCGGCGAUAAGAAAAUCAGUCCUCAGCCUCCCUGGAAGAUUUGUUACCGCUGAAAAUAUGUCCUCGUUGUUGUUACCGCCGUCCUUAGAAUCUUAUGUCAUGUUGCAAAAUUGAGCUCCAAUUUGUAUUUUUUUACCUACUGGUAUGGUACAUAUUUCACGUACCUAUUUGUACUCGAAUGAUAAUCUGUCUGUCUGUACCUUUGUAGAACCUACAUAUGAGCGUAUAGUACCUACUAGGAUAAGUAGGAAAUGAUGUAGCGUGUAGAAACACAGGCCAACUGCUGUUAAUAGCUUACACCAAGGAUGCAACGAUAUCGUAUCGAUACUUUUGAAUUUAUCGUGAUAUUGGAUCUAGAAAUCGUGAUGGGUAUUUUUGCUUAAAAAUUGGCUAAAAUGCCAAAAAAAUUUCUGAAAAAAAAACAAAAGGUCGAUUAUUGCAGCCAAAUCAGCUGCCAUAAAUAUUUUGACCGAACAUGAAAAGCUGUCAACUAUCACGGUAGUCAGAUACAUAUCUGCAUUUACACACACGAUCGUGUCUGUAAAUACUAAAUCAAUAUUGUUUUUAGCCUGUUCGUAUGUACCUAUUCGUAAAUAUGAUUUGUUGAGUUUUGUUUGUUGUUUUUUUUUUGUUUAUUUAUUUAUUUUUUCGUUUAUUCGUUUAUUUAUUUAUUUAUAUUAUUUAAUUUGUUUUUUAAAUUUCAUUUUAUAGAAAAGCAUUUAUUUUUCAUUCGAGCAUCGAAUUCUUAUUUAGUUGGUAAAUAUACUCGUAAGUACACAUAU